Messenger RNA from Calidris pugnax (ruff), 1078 nucleotides. RefSeq names its product methylmalonic aciduria (cobalamin deficiency) cblB type (gene MMAB). Gene Ontology annotation, molecular function: corrinoid adenosyltransferase activity. The coding region runs from base 244 to 618 and encodes 124 amino acids. The transcript is spliced from 9 exons. Lineage: Eukaryota; Metazoa; Chordata; Aves; Charadriiformes; Scolopacidae. The record is from RefSeq and is a predicted model, not a curated record.
CAGCGGAGCGGGGCGGGCAGCCCCGAUGGCGGCUCCCGCAGCGACCGGGCCCCCAAGAUCUACACGAAGACGGGAGACGCAGGCUUCUCCAGCACCUUCACCGGGGAGCGGAGGCCGAAGGGCGACCGGAUCUUCGAAGCCUUGGGAGCCACCGACGAACUGAGCUCGGCCAUCGGGCUUGCUGGUGAAUUUAGCAGCGAAAAGGGCCACACGUUUGUUGAACAACUUCACAAAGUCCAGUGCAUGCUGCAGGAUGUGGGCUCCAACAUCGCCACGCCUCUCUCCUCGGCCAGGGAGGCUCACUUAAAGCGAACAUCUUUUAGUGAGAAGCCUGUUCUGGAGCUGGAGCAGUGGAUUGACAGUUACUCAGAGCAGCUUCCUCCACUCAGAGCUUUCAUCUUGCCAUCGGGAGGUAAAAGCAGCGCCGCUCUCCAUUUCUCCCGGGCCGUCUGCCGCAGAGCUGAACGGUGCGUGGUUCCUUUGGUACAAGCAGGGGAAGCAGAUCCAAACGUGGCCAAAUAUUUAAACAGACUGAGCGACUACCUCUUCGUCUUGGCACGUUACGCUGCAAUGAAGGAAGGGAAGGAAGAGAAAAUAUAUAUAAAGCCUGAAGCAUAACUGGGAGCUGGAAUGUUUGUUUCCUUGAUCACGGGAAGCUAAAUCCAGCAGACUGCUCUCCCCCAUCAAGGAAGGGAAAGAGAACGAGCCUGGAUUGGAAAUGGGAGCUGCCAAGGACUUCCAGCAUAAAUAACUGGGACUUUGUUCAUAAAUACUGUGAGGAGCACAGCUGUUCUGUGUAACACCGCGGCGAUGGCAUCAGAGGCACUGUGUGCCCUGGGUUGGAGUUGAGGCAGGAGACUUCGAAGAGCUACAGCUGAUUUCUAGAGAGGUCUUCAUUUCCCUGGGCAGCAGCAGGUGCUGUGGAAGGGCUUUGACAGGACUCUGAGGAAUGAAGAGGAGAAAACAAUCAGCUUCUCUUUGUGAGUCAUAACGCUGGUACAGAACAGCGACCGUGUAGAGAUUCAGGAACUCUGUCCUCCAGCUUUGGAAUAAUAAAUGUGAUUUACUUGUACCAAAG